AUGCAGAUUUUCGUCAAGACCCUCACGGGCAAGACUAUCACCCUUGAGGUGGAGUCUUCGGACACCAUCGACAAUGUCAAGUCCAAGAUCCAAGACAAGGAGGGCAUCCCGCCAGACCAGCAGCGCCUGAUCUUCGCCGGCAAGCAGCUCGAGGACGGCCGCACGCUAUCCGACUACAACAUCCAGAAGGAGUCGACGCUCCAUCUUGUGCUCCGCCUGCGUGGUGGCGCCAAGAAGAGGAAGAAGAAGGUGUACACCACCCCGAAGAAGAUCAAGCACAAGAGGAAGAAGACCAAGUUGGCUGUCCUCAAGUACUACAAGGUCGAUGGUGAUGGCAAGAUCGAGCGACUGAGGAGGGAGUGCCCAACCCCAGAGUGUGGCGCCGGUGUCUUCAUGGCCGCCAUGCACAACCGCCAGUACUGCGGCAAGUGCCACCUCACCUAUGUCUUCGACGAGACCAAAUAG
Messenger RNA from Coniosporium apollinis CBS 100218, 465 nucleotides. RefSeq names its product ubiquitin-40S ribosomal protein S27a. The transcript is spliced from 3 exons. Gene Ontology annotation, molecular function: protein tag activity; structural constituent of ribosome; ubiquitin protein ligase binding. Lineage: Eukaryota; Fungi; Ascomycota; Dothideomycetes. Gene Ontology annotation, cellular component: ribosome; nucleus; cytoplasm. Gene Ontology annotation, biological process: modification-dependent protein catabolic process; translation; protein ubiquitination. The record is from RefSeq and is a predicted model, not a curated record. Bases 1 to 465 code for a protein of 154 amino acids.